Messenger RNA from Amblyraja radiata (thorny skate), 984 nucleotides. RefSeq names its product intercellular adhesion molecule 5-like. Gene Ontology annotation, molecular function: integrin binding. NCBI's taxonomy places the organism in Eukaryota, Metazoa, Chordata, Chondrichthyes, Rajiformes, Rajidae. The transcript is spliced from 5 exons. Gene Ontology annotation, biological process: cell-cell adhesion. Gene Ontology annotation, cellular component: plasma membrane. The record is from RefSeq and is a predicted model, not a curated record. Bases 1 to 984 code for a protein of 327 amino acids.
AUGGUAGUGAACCAUCUCAAUAAAUGGAACAGCGACUCGAUUAUUGUCAGUACGAAUAACCAUGGAGCUAAAGGGAAUGGACCUGAGGUUCGGAUAAACACAGACACUCUGGCUGUGGAAAUCGGGGGCUCUUUGAAUGUGACCUGCAGAACCACAUGUUUAGAUCCUAUUAUGGAAAUGGAACUAAAACCAGGGCUAAUUGAAUACUGCAAUAAAGUUAACAACUCGAUCACAUGCCAAUUCCCAACUGUGAUGAGGUGGGAUUUACCAAUGGUUUGCAGUGUAACGUGCAAAUCUGAAAACAAUACUCAGGUUGAGAACAAAACAGUGAUCAUUGUGUACAAUCGAGAUCUUGUCAUUGCUCCACAUCCAGAAGUGAUGGAAAUUAACAAAACAUAUCAGCUGCAUUGCACCGGUCCAAGAGUGUAUCCAAACAACAAGCUCCAUCUCAAGUGGCUCAGAGGGAACAAAGUUGUGAAGUCAGUUAACCCAACGGAACCAGCAAAGUUUCCAGACAAUCUGAUUCCGUUGGUCAAUAUCCUCAAUCUCAAUGCAAGCAAGGCUGAUGAUGGACAAGUGUACACAUGCUUGGCAGAGCUGGACUUGGACACAAUUACCACAAAAGAAAUCAAAUCCUCCUCCGUGACUCUGCAAACCUACUCUUUUCCAAAGCCUCCUAGAAUCCUCAACAGAAAGCCCAUUGAAGUGAAUGAGGAGGCCACGUUGGAAUGUGAGGUCCAAAAUGUCUAUCCAGCUGAGAACUUGAUUGUAACAUGGUUUCACAAUGAAGAAGAACUGAAGUCAGUUACAAAGACGUCAGCAUCCCACGAUAUCUGGGCAACAACAUGGACACCGCAAGACACGGGACUGAUUAAACUCACCUGCAGAGCAGAUUUUGAGGAUUAUCCAUUAAAUCUAACAAGGAGUCACAACAUUGCCAUUGAGGUGUACGAUCCUGUUACAGGGGCAGCUACCGGCAACUGA